Molecule: messenger RNA, 157 nt
Organism: Racocetra fulgida
Lineage: Eukaryota; Fungi; Glomeromycota; Glomeromycetes; Diversisporales; Gigasporaceae
Source: the annotation of a GenBank genome assembly
GCUGGUCCUCAAGUUGGCGCUCAAGUUGAAGAUAAAAUUGACGAUAAGGUUGACAAUAAAGUUGACAAUAAAGUUGAAGAUAAAAUUGACGAUAAAGUUGACGAUAAAGUUGACAAUAAGGUUGACGAUAAAAUUAGAGAUUCGGUUACAGUUGAUC